AUUUAUACAUUUUACCAUGCAUUUGAAAUGAAGAGGCAGGCAUGGUGAUCCGUCUCUAACUCCAAAUAAAUAUCUUGAAUUGAAUGGUUCCCUUCAUAUAUCAAUUUUUUUUCCGCACCAAAAGUAGACAACCUGCUUAUCAAUUUCUUUUUUUUUUUUUUUCUGAGUAAUUUACUCCAUGAAGAACACUUCGACUACUCGCCAUUUCGUCGUUGAAAAGCCACUCUUCCUCGGCGUUAUCCUCACCAUUGCCAUGACCGGUGCCCUUCUCAUCACCGGCUUAAGCAAAACAAUCAACACCUCGUUCGCUUGCCUCUACACCAGAGACGGUGCCGUUGCAUCCGCCGCCGCCAUGCGUACCCAGCUCCUCGCCGUCAUCCACUACGCCACCUCUAAGGACAUCCCCGCAAUAACCUUCCCCGAAAUUCGCGCCUCCUUCGACGUUCUCCUCAACCUCGCCCCGUGCAACUUCCUCGUCUUCGGCCUCGGCCACGACUCCCUCAUGUGGGCCGCUUUGAAUCCACGUGGCACUACCUUAUUCCUCGAAGAAGAUCCCAAACUCGUGCACAAAAUCCUCGCACGCGCCCCUGCGUUGCGUGUCCACACGAUAACCUACAGCACACAGCUCUACGAGGCUGACCAUCUCAUCAACUCUUACAAGUCCGAGAAAAACUGUUUGCCUCCGCAGGUGCACCUCCGAGGCAACGCCAGGUGUAAGUUGGCGUUGAGCGAGUUGCCGGAUGACGUGUAUAACAGAGAGUGGGAUGCUAUAUUCAUAGAUGCGCCACGUGGUUAUUACGCGGAGGCGCCGGGGAGGAUGGCGACGGUGUUCACAGCUGCAGUCAUGGCGCAUCGGAGAACGAGGAGCGGUAUGACGCACGUGUUCUUGCACGACGUAGAUAGGAAGGUGGAGAGAAUGUACGGGGAGGAGUUUUUGUGUAGGAAAUAUUUAGUGAAGGCGGUGGGGAAAUUGUGGCAUUUUGCGAUACCGCCGGGGGUUAAUGUGAGUAAGACUAGGAGCAAGCGGACGCUUGGGACGCCGCCGUUUUGCCAAGAUUGAAGUAGGAGAAGGUAGAUCAAUUUAUUCCUUCAGAUUAACGAUUUUUUUUUUUUUUUUUGGAGGAUUGAGCUCUACAGUAGGAAAUAUAGCUUCUGUUUUUGUUGUUUUAAAAAUGAAGUUAAAUUUGCUAUAUAGAAUGUCGUUUUUUAUUGUAGAUUGAUCAUAAAUAAAGUUGGUAUUGUUUUACUGCA
Messenger RNA from Mangifera indica (mango), 1251 nucleotides. Its product is annotated as probable methyltransferase At1g27930. Lineage: Eukaryota; Viridiplantae; Streptophyta; Magnoliopsida; Sapindales; Anacardiaceae. Bases 179 to 1060 code for a protein of 293 amino acids. The transcript has a single exon. Gene Ontology annotation, biological process: xylan biosynthetic process. The record is from RefSeq and is a predicted model, not a curated record.